AUGGCGAUGGCGGAGAAGAAAAACGAGUACCCGCCAGGCGUGGAGGCGGAUAGGCGGUUGCUGCAAUUUGAAACUUGGGAGGAUUAUUUAGAUUCACUUAUAGAGAUUGCUGAUCUGCGUAAUCUCAGAAGUGUUGAUUCUGCUCGCACCAUUGCUGCUCUUGGUUAUAGAGCCAACGGUGAUACGCUAACGGAGAAGGAAUUCUACGCUCGUCGAAAAGUCAUACACAAUAUUGUAUAUCCCGUAUCCAAACCUUAUGUGUUAGUAAGUGAGGGUGCUAACAUUGAAGAUCCAUUUAAUAGAGAGCUGGCUGUAAGAGAACGCGCAAACAGAGUCGGAAUAUUACAGUCCGUGAUUUUCAUUCGUCACUUCACUAAAGGCGGUUUUGAAAUAUCCGGAUACAUUGAUUACGCUCAUCGGCUUAUUUCGGAAGAUUGGGCGCCAUUUUUCAGGUCAAAUAAAAUGCUAUGGCCAAGGGAUAACGAUUUAGGUUACUAUCACUGGAGGCAUGGAACAGUUCGGAGCAAUAUCAGCAGAAACUACAAGCCUGUAAUGGAUCCCGAACGGGGUCUGUUAUUCCAAAAUCGUCAUGACCACAAAAUUAUCUGCCCAGACCCUCAGCAAGAACCGGGACAGAAUACUAGUAAACAGAGAAUCUAUUCACCAAGAUACACUCAGAUAGAGAUAUAUGACCACGUUGUAAGAAGAAAGAGUUGA
Danaus chrysippus (African queen) is the source of this 717-nucleotide messenger RNA. NCBI's taxonomy places the organism in Eukaryota, Metazoa, Arthropoda, Insecta, Lepidoptera, Nymphalidae. The record is from the annotation of a GenBank genome assembly.